Trachemys scripta elegans is the source of this 1284-nucleotide messenger RNA. It is a transcript of the gene CDK2AP1, whose product is annotated as cyclin dependent kinase 2 associated protein 1. The transcript is spliced from 5 exons. The record is from RefSeq and is a predicted model, not a curated record. Gene Ontology annotation, cellular component: cytoplasm; nucleus. The coding region runs from base 281 to 553 and encodes 90 amino acids. NCBI's taxonomy places the organism in Eukaryota, Metazoa, Chordata, Testudines, Emydidae.
GGAGGACUGAGAGUUUGUCUAGGAUGGGGCCUUAGUCUGGGAAGAAGUCUGCCCAGGGAAGCAGAGAAACACAGAGAGAUUUGAAUCCACUUGUGGAAACGGUCGUACCAAAGAAAGAGUUCUAGAAACACGGCACUGUCACAGAGGGAUUCAUUUCACUCACUGCCAGGGUGCCCAAUGGCCUUGGAGGAAGGAGGUUGGGAAACACUGGUAAUGGAAAUGAAGAAAGUCCACAGAAGGAGAAGAACCAGCUGGAAGUGUUCACUCUCCCUCCACAAGUAUGGCAACCUCUGCACAAUACAGACAGCUUAUAAAUGAUUAUGGACCCCCGUCUCUAGGCUAUACGCAAGGGAUGCAGGGUACCAGCAGUAGUCAAGUACCACAAAGCAAAUAUGCAGAACUUCUAGCUAUCAUAGAAGAAUUAGGAAAAGAAAUUAGACCUACAUAUGCUGGAAGUAAAAGUGCCAUGGAGAGGCUAAAACGAGGCAUCAUUCAUGCUAGAGGAUUAGUUCGGGAAUGCUUGGCUGAGACUGAACGGAAUGCAAGAUCCUAGCCUACUAAUUAAAUUACAAGACUUUCCAUCUCUUUAUGAAGAAAAAUGUAAUACUUAUUCCUUUUGAAACAUGCAGAUGAAUCUUUUUAUUUUGAUUGUUUUACCCUUUUUUGCCCUUAUGAAAAUGUACAGCUAAGAAUGAGAAGAUUUUUCAAUUUACUGAGGGUUUGCAUUUUUUUUUAGAUGUUAAACGCCCCAAAUUCUUUCUAAAAGGUUAAGACUAAAACUGCAUGCAGAGGAAUGCUUUCUCUCCCACAGACUAUACUUAAGUUCCUUUCUUAUCCAGCCACAGUCUCCUUCUUUUUAUUUCUUUGACUAUAUUCACUUAACCCCACAUGGUCAAUCUUUCAACCUUUGACAUAAGCUCUAAGGAUUUUUUUUUUUUUAAUAACUGCACUGGUAGCAUGUUUUACCUAGUAGUCGGCUAUACUCACAGUUUGCCAUACAGCAUAGACCCUGCUUAGAAAUAACCCUUUUUUUGCAUAAGCAUUUGCAUGAUUGUUAGUGCUUUGGAGUCCAUUUAAAGUGCAUGAGUUAUAAAUACAGAAGAUAGAGCAACCUAACAAACAAUAACAAGGUCCCAGAAAACUAAUUUUCACCCUAAGGCUGAAGAUUUCAAUUGUAAGUUUGCCAAAAAAAAAAAAAAAAAAAUUCUGGAUAAAUUACUAAAACUGUUAUUUGCAUCUUUGUAUGUAUUUAUUACUUGAUGUAAUAAAGCUUAUUUUCAUUAA